AUGAAAUUUCUGCGUACUUCUGAUGCCCCUAACACAGCUCGAGUUAAAUUGUUAAUGUACAAUAUCACUGGACGACCAAUCAUCUACAAGUUGAAAAGCAAAACAAAAUCUUUGUUGACGGCGGAUCCAAGUGCGUGUGGCACAAUCCCAGCACAUGGUAUUGAUCAUUGUUUGCUGAUUUGGAGAUUGCCAGCAAAUGAGCUUAAUUGGGAGAAUGUUAAGCCAACUUCUAUAGUUAUGAUUACUGAAUUUGAAGGCUCAAACGAUCCAGUUACCAACGAACAUACAAAAACCAAGAUAAAAUGCAUAAUAAUAAUAAUUAUUAUUAGUCAUCGAAUUUAA
Molecule: messenger RNA, 342 nt
Organism: Thelazia callipaeda (thelaziosis nematode)
Lineage: Eukaryota; Metazoa; Nematoda; Chromadorea; Rhabditida; Thelaziidae
Source: the annotation of a GenBank genome assembly